AUGGAUGCGAAAACUGCUGAAGCUGCUCCAGAGCCUUUGAAGUAUCAGACUUGGUACUUGAAAGUUUCCAUCCACUGUGAAGGUUGCAGGAGGAAAGUAAAGAAAGUUCUGAAGAACAUUGAUGGUGUUUUCACCGCAACAAUCGACCUACAGCAGCAGAAAGUAACUGUCACUGGAAGUGUUGGUGUUGAGACUCUUCUCAGGAAGCUGGUCAGAGCUGGAAAACACGCUGAGAUUUGGCCGGAGAAUCUCGAGGGGAAGGGAAAAAGCUCCAGCAAAGAGAAAAAGGAGAAUAAGAGCGGAACAAAAGAACCAAAAGGCUUAGAAAACAAGGGAACUGAAAGUGCUGCAAAGUGUGGCAAAGAAAGCAAGAGCAGCAGCUCAAAAACCGGCGGUGGCUCGCCGGAAAAGCCUCCGGUCUUCAACCAGGAUCCGCCGGAGGGUGGUGGCGGAGGGGGUUCUGGUAAGAAGAAGAAAAAGAGAACUCAGAGUGGUGGCAAUGGGUUGAGUGCAGGUGCACCAUCCAGGAAUGCACAUGAGCACAGUGGAUUCCAGUUCCAGAAUCCUGGGCAGGUUGUGGGCCAGGUGAAUCUGGACCCUACACGUCAGCAAUCAUUCUCAUACCCAGAAGCACAUUAUCCUCCUCCAAUGGUUUAUUAUGUUGCAUCUCACAACAGAUUUUAUCCCAUGGGAAGAUUUGGUGGUUCUUACUAUGUUCCCCCUUCACCCUACAUUUCUGCAGGCAUAGAUCAAGAUGGUGCUUGUCAAUUUCAAUCACCACCCUUGGUUUCCUUUGAGAUAUUCAGUGAUGAAAAUGCUAAUGGAUGUUCCAUUAUGUGA
Molecule: messenger RNA, 840 nt
Organism: Lotus japonicus
Lineage: Eukaryota; Viridiplantae; Streptophyta; Magnoliopsida; Fabales; Fabaceae
Product: heavy metal-associated isoprenylated plant protein 36-like
Exons: 3
Coding region: 1-840 (279 amino acids)
Molecular function (GO): metal ion binding
Source: RefSeq, a predicted model, not a curated record